Guillardia theta CCMP2712 is the source of this 618-nucleotide messenger RNA. RefSeq lists its product as hypothetical. Lineage: Eukaryota; Cryptophyceae; Pyrenomonadales; Geminigeraceae. The record is from RefSeq and is a predicted model, not a curated record. The transcript has a single exon. The annotation marks the transcript as partial.
UUCAUUGAUCAUGCCAACAAGGUGCUCAACAAACAUGGCUUCACCUCCAAGACCUCCAUCAACCUCGUCAGUCACUGCCGAGAUGAGCUCUGUAGACCCUUCACUGAGGCCAUCGAUUCCAGCUGGGAGAAGCCGAGCUUCAACAUCGCCUCUCUGGCAGGCAUGGUGUACUGCGGACGGACUGGCUUCAAGUCUGCCAUGGCACACGCCCCGAUCAUAGACGGGAAGGAACGCUACGUCAUCUGGGUAGCGUCCCAUGUAGCUUUGGGGGAGGGGGAGCCUGGCAUGGUCUACCGUCCUGGGCGGGAACACGCAUCUGCAGCAUGCGGAGCGCUGCUUGCCGCCCUGAGAGAGAUUCAGUCAGGAAAGCUCAACGUACAGCUCGAUCCUACCGACCUUGAGAUGUCUCUGCUGAAGCAGGAGCUCGUGGGCUACUUGCGGUAUGGGCAGGUGCCGACGCUGGUGGAGCUGACGUAUGCGGCACAUGAGUGCAUCCUGGCCGAUGUGCAACGAACGGCCCAGCAGUCGGUGGACCGAGAGGCAUGCGAGUACAUCAUCAUCUCGGGGAUACAGGUACAUGGCGCUCAUGAGAGCAACUUCUUCUGGCCAGGAACCUUC